This is a messenger RNA of Caenorhabditis briggsae, 96 nucleotides long. The record is from RefSeq and is a predicted model, not a curated record. The transcript has a single exon. The coding region runs from base 1 to 96 and encodes 31 amino acids. NCBI's taxonomy places the organism in Eukaryota, Metazoa, Nematoda, Chromadorea, Rhabditida, Rhabditidae.
AUGAUGAGUCAUGUUAUUGUUGUGAAGAUGGGUUCAAGAGAGAAAAAGAAAGAAGAGUCACGCCCUAAUAGAUUUGAAAAGAAAUCAGGUGGAUGA